AUGCUGUUCGAGGCGAUGCGCUUUGCCUUGGAGUCUCAGCGGGCCCGUAAGGGCUUCAGCGCUCGUUUCGUUGCUGCAGACGGUGAAGGGGUGCAGGUGCAAGUUGAUGCGCAGCUACGGGAGGAGGGGGAAGACUUUCACAUUUUCGAUACUUCGGAACUACUUGCAGGGUACCUCGAAGCGGCCGUUAACGGAUCAAUUGGUGAAGCUCACGAGCUUGGCAAAGGCCGCAUUGACUUCUCUGUCCGAGGUGAGGGAAGCGGUGACGCUCUAGGAAAACGACCGCCUCCGACAGCACGAGUGUAA
Molecule: messenger RNA, 306 nt
Organism: Eimeria acervulina
Lineage: Eukaryota; Apicomplexa; Conoidasida; Eucoccidiorida; Eimeriidae
Exons: 6
Coding region: 1-306 (101 amino acids)
Source: RefSeq, a predicted model, not a curated record